AUGACUGAAGGGCCAGAGCUAAAAAAGCAAAAGCUGGAUAAGCCUCAAUUGUAUCAGUGUGAAUACGUAAUACCCAAGAAGAAUAAGAGGUGUCGAAUGUUGAGGAAAAAGCAGAACAAGUUUUGUUCAGAGCAUAUGAUUCAUGACGCGAGCUCGAGUCAAAAACGUAUCCCCUGUCCAUUGAAUCCAAAUCACACGAUAUGGGAAAAGGAUCUAAAGUCUCAUUUGGAAAAAUGUAAUGCUCGUCCGAAGAAGGAGCAUGAUCUAUGGUACAUAGAGAAUUUCAAUUCCCAGAUGGCCAAUUCAGUUGAUGUCGAUUUUGUUGAUGGUCCUGAACAGGAUGAUAAUUACUGCAGAGAAGUAUUGGACAAGAUUGAAUUUGAGCCACUUGAGAAAAUCGUAUGUCAACAUGAUGGUUUACUACUGCAAUUGCAAGAAAAGACAAAUCAAAAGCAUGUGAUCCAGCAGUCAUCACUUAUAGGCAAUUUGAAACGUCUCAGGUUGCUCUCCUUAGAUGCAUUUUAUAUGGAGUUUGGCUGUGGAAAAGGCGAGCUCUCACGGUAUGUGAAUCAAUGUGUGUUGCGUGAUUUUUCGAAAAGUGCCGAGGGAUAUGGGUUUGGGUUAAUUGACCGAGGUACAAAUCGUCUCAAAGCUGAUAACAAGAUUAUUCAAGAUUCGGAACCAUUUCAAAUAACACCUAUAGUCAAAAGAAGCAAAAUCGAUAUAAAACAUCUAAAUCUUGACAAGUUUUUGGAAGAUGUAAAUCCAACUCGAGUGGUGGCGAUCUCGAAACAUUUGUGUGGAGCAGCUACUGAUCUCACAUUGAAGCUGCUUUUGAACUCAUCCUUGUUUGAAGGAAAACGGUUUGGAGGCGUACUAAUAGCAAUGUGCUGUCGCCAUGUCUGCUUUCAAGAUGAGUUUCUACCACAGUCCAAGCAAUACUUGAUUAACCUUGGUUUCAACACACGUCAGUCAAUGACGACGUUGACGAAGAUGGUCUCAUGGGGAGUAAAUUUGGAUAGUGACAGCACCAGCGAAGACAACGUUGAUUCAGGUCUCACUUCCAAACAGAGAUAUGAAUACGGUAUCAAAGCAAGGAGGAUUAUUGACGAGAGCAGAGUGCAUGCAUUGAAAAUGAUUUUGGGUCAUGACUACAACGUUGAGAUAUUUUGGUAUGUGGACACUGAUAUCACAAAAGAGAAUGUGUGCUUGUCCAUCACGCGACACGUGAACAAAGAUGAAUGA
Molecule: messenger RNA, 1245 nt
Organism: Lodderomyces theae
Lineage: Eukaryota; Fungi; Ascomycota; Pichiomycetes; Serinales; Debaryomycetaceae
Product: tRNA:m4X modification enzyme
Exons: 1
Coding region: 1-1245 (414 amino acids)
Biological process (GO): tRNA methylation
Source: RefSeq, a predicted model, not a curated record